Cyprinodon variegatus (sheepshead minnow) is the source of this 517-nucleotide messenger RNA. Its product is annotated as HEAT repeat-containing protein 1-like. The record is from RefSeq and is a predicted model, not a curated record. NCBI's taxonomy places the organism in Eukaryota, Metazoa, Chordata, Actinopteri, Cyprinodontiformes, Cyprinodontidae. The annotation marks the transcript as partial. The transcript has 3 exons.
GAGGCGGAGUUUCCCCUCCAGGUGCCCCCCUCCUUCUCUGAGGCUCUGGUCGUCUACCUGAGCAGAUGUGAGCAGCAGCCGUCGGAGCGUCUGGAUCAGGGCUUCAGCUCGGUUCUCAUCACUCUCCUCAGAGACUUUAUCUCCUCACUCAGGUGUCCUGACACCUCAUUUAAAGACCAGGCAUGGUGGAACCCAGAGAAGAUGGACACCAACACCUGCUGCUACCUGGGCCUGAUCUGCCGCCUCUUCGGCGUCCUCAUCAGCAGCGCCGCUGAGAGCCCGUUUGCCUUCAGCUGCAGGGAGCUGAUGAAGCUGCUCUUCAGGGUCCACAUGCAGGGGCCCAUCGUGCUCUUUAGGUUCCUGAGCCUCGUCUGGGGAUACAGCGGUAACCAUGGAGACCAGCUGGACGUAAAGAUCGGCGCCGUCCUGCAGACCAGAGCGCUGUACUUGGGCAGAGCUAUAAUGGAGGUCCAACCGGCCGCAGUGCUGGACCAGCUGGCGGCUCCAGACUCACCAG